Fonticula alba is the source of this 3288-nucleotide messenger RNA. RefSeq lists its product as hypothetical. Bases 1 to 3288 code for a protein of 1095 amino acids. Lineage: Eukaryota; Rotosphaerida; Fonticulaceae. The transcript is spliced from 8 exons. The record is from RefSeq and is a predicted model, not a curated record.
AUGUCAGUCGCACAUCCGCCGCGUCGGGCCGGGGCGCGUUACUCCCAGCUGCGAAAGAGCCCUCGGCACUCGGCCGGGCGCAUGCAGCAGCAGAUCCUCGGGGAUCGGAGCCGCCCUUUCGACGAUCUGGCGGCCCUGCUGCAGGUAGCCCCGGAGCUGGGCGUCCUCUCGGCCAGCCGAUCGCCGCUGGAGGAGCUGAAUGAGGCCAGUCCGGGCCUUCUGGAGGCGUUUACCCUGUUCGCCGGUAAGCUGGCGCAGCUUCCCACCGAUCAAGCGGCUGACUGGUUUGACCGGCAUCUGGCCGCGCGGCUGGUGUCAUUCGUCGAUGUGCUGCACCUGUCCCUGCUUCUGGGGAACUACAUCAACCACACGGCCUGGAGAACGGUGGUUGUGGUGGCGGAGCCGGCCGCCGACCGGCCAGCCACCCCGGACGGCGGAUCGCCCCCCAGCGACAUCACCUCGCUCGAGGCGCUGGCCCAUGUGUUUGGGCUGCUGCUCGGGCCGGAUGGGGCUCGCGCGCCUGGCCGCCUGCGCACCGUGGCCUCGCCCUCGGUUGACCGGAUCAUCCAUGCCAUCCGAGCGGAUGCUUUUGACCCGCUGGCCGAGCUCCCCCGGGGACAGGCAUCUUCAAGCCGCCGGGUGUUCCCGCAGCAGGGCCACCCCUCGCUGCCGACGCCGCAGCCGCUGUACGACGUCCUGCGGGUGGUUUUCUUCGACGUUCUGCGUUGUCUGGUGUUCCGGUCGACGCCGACCGAGUCCGUGUCGCUGAUGGCCCCGGAGGACGGGCCCGCCGGCAGCGAGGAGGACGCCUCGCUCACCGUGAUCCAGUCGUACGGGGCGUUGGUGAAGUUCCACGCCAUGCUCUAUCUGUUUGAUGUGGUCUCGCCGUUCGUCAUCCUGGACUGCCUGGACUUCUUUUGCGACCCUCGCUCGGCCACGCCCCUGUCGCUGGCGUGUGCGCAUCUCCUCAUCCACCAUGCUGGUUCGAAGCUCGAGCAUGACAUGCACCGGGCUGGCGCCGAGUCCGGGGCCACGCAUGCCGAGUAUCUCCUGCCGUCCUUCCCUUCGCCCCGGUCGUCGGCCACCAUGGCGGCCUUCUGUCGGACGCGUUAUGCGGCGGUGCUCCAGAGCAUCGAGCUGUUGGCCGAGAGCACGGAUGCCAUCGGCCACUUCGAGUGUCUGGACGAGGAGGAGGCCGCGCUGCCGCGCACGCCGCGCACGCCACAUGCCUCGCACACGCCGGGACUCGAUGAGGAGGAGCUCGAGCGGGAGGCCCAGCGCAUGAUGAUCGCCAUCAUCUCCACCUGCCAUGAGACGGAUUUCGGCUCGCUCUACUGGAGCCGCGAGCUGACCCUCGAGGGGGGAGAUCUGUCCGGGUCGGCCGGGUCACUGGGGCCCGGAUCGCCGGUGGGCAUGGGCCUGGAGAGCAGCAGCGAUUCGCUGCGGAGCCCCUCGGCCACGAGCAUCCGGUCGCCGACGAGCGCGCGCCUGGGCCGGCUGAUCCGGUCGCCGGUCCUGUGGGAUCGGAGCGCCGGCGAUCCGCCGACUUCCGGCCGGCCGGCCGGCGGGGCGCCGCUCUCGCCGCUGCUAAUGUCCCCCGCGCCGGGGGCCAUGACGCCGUCGGGGCGCACGCUUGUCGGGCUAAUCCCGGUGACUGGGCCCCGGGCGGCGGCCAUGAAGGCAGGCCCGGUGGCCGCGGGGGCAGGCUCUCCCGGGCCGCUGCUGAUCACCCCGUCGCGCUUCCGGGGGCCGGAGUCCGCCGGGGUGGCCAGUGCCAGCAGGCGAGCUCUGGCCCUGACGCCGGUCAUGACGCUGGCCGGGGAUGGCGGCCGGUCGGCCUUCGGUGGCCAGCUGACCCCGGCCCCUUCGCGGCUGGUCGGGCGUUCUCUGACCGACCUGGCUGAUGGGGCUCUGUCGCCGCCGCGGUCGCGACACCCCCUGGCCGGGGCGGUCCUUCUGGGCAACAGCGGCAGCGGCAGCGGCAGCAGCAGCGACGAAGAGGAGGCCGGGGUCACCGACGAGGAGCUCCUCCUGAGCGGGGGGGCUGGGCAUGGGUUGACCGGGUCCUUCACCAUUGUCGCGGCCCCGGGGCUGGGGCCGGCCUUUGCGGAGUGCGCCCUGGAUGACCCAUCCGACACGCCGCGUGCCGAGUACCAGCUUGCUCCGGCACCGGGGGAGUUCACCCGGAUCACGGAGGAAGCGGACCUGCUCGCCGGUGCGCCUGUGUCGGAGGCCGGGCCUCUGGUGCCCGACAUGGAGCCUGCCCUGCCCGACCCCCUGGCGACGGGGGUGUCUUCUUCGAUGCCGGCGUCCGACGUGGGCUGCCUGGUGGCUUCCGAGCCGGCGGUCGGCAGCAUGCUGGUCUCUGUGCCGGGGCCGGCCGGCUCGACGCCGGGGCCGGUGCCGAGUGCGUCUGUCCGCGAGUCCGAGCCCGAGCCGGUGACGGCCGACUCGGCCGCCGGGCUCCAGGCGCAUGUGGCGGUCUCUCCUGCCGGGGGGGCCCCGGGCCCGGGCCAUGCCGCUCCCUUGCAGGAUGCCCCGUCUCCGGAGCAGGACCCUGUUCCGGAGCACGCUCCCAUGGCGGCUGCCCGAGCCAGGACGCCGGAGGUCAUUGGCACUGUGGCCACGGUGCCGGCCACUUCGGCCGGGGUGGGCAAUGCCCCGGGGAAGUCCGGCCCGCCGGCGGUGCCGGGCAGCGAGGGCACACCAGGCAGCGAGGGCACGCCGGGCAGCGAGGGCACGCCGGGCAGCAGGCCGAGCAUGGCGAUCGUGCCGGCCAGGCGUCAGCCUGCCACCCUGGGCGAGCGUCUAACCUGGGUGCUGGUGUACCGGACCCGGCUGGGGGAGCUGACGCCGGCCGGGCGGGUGGUUCUGACGCCGAUGGCGCGGCUGUAUGUGAGCCUGGCCCUGGCGGCGUCGGCCACGGUGGUCACCCAGCUGGCCGGGCGGUCGAUGUUGGAGCUGGCCGCGCCGGCGGUGGGACGCACGCUGAGCCGGUCGGUCGGGGUGUUGGUGCGAGCGCGCGUCACCCAGAGCCUGCUGGCCGGGCUGGCGGCCUGGACGACCCCCUGGUCGCAGGCACUCGAUCGGCUGCUGGCUGGUGGCCGGGGCGCGCUGCCCUCGUGGCCGGGGUCGGGCCAGCUGGACCGGCUGGCCGAGGAGCUGGUGCAGGGGUUCACGCGGCUGGCGUCGGCCGGGCGCACGGCCGGCGGAAGCGUGGUCUCCAGUGUCAGUGGCGUGCGCGAUUGGUUCAGCGGCGUGCCUGUCCCCCGCUUCAAGAAGGAUUGA